UUCAUUGACCAACUUUGCCUUUUCCCCAUCAUUCCUUUCAUCCUCUCACAUCCUUAACCUGCCACUUGAUCACUUGCUUGCCGCUGCAGUUACAGAUCCGGCUGUUGCUGCUGCUACAAUACAUUAUCUACUUCUCUUUCACCACCCCUCGCUGCUGCUAUUCAGAUCUCGUCCGCUGCUGCUCGUUUUCAUAUCCGUUUCUACUCAUCACCAGAAUCAUGACAACAACAAUUCCCAAGUUUGCUCACUUACUAAUCCCACUUGAAGACGUACUAAAGGCCACCGACAACUUUCAUCAGGAUAACAUCAUCGGACGCGGUGGAUUGGGACAUGUAUACAAAGGACAACUCCAGCGGUCCGGGGAGUUGAUCUCGAUUUCUGCGCUGAGGUUAAAUCAUAAGCACCGUCAAGGAGUCGUCGAGUUCUGGACCGAAGUUUCAAUGCUUUCUGAUCUCAAGCAUCCAAAUAUAGUCUCUAUUGUCGGAUUUUGUGAUGACAAACAUGAGAAGAUCAUUGUGACCACGUAUGAGGCCAAAAAUGGAAGUCUCAGGAAGCAUCUAAACAACCGGAACCUCACAUGGACGCAAAGAUUGAAGAUAUGUGUAGGCGUGGCUCAUGCGUUGAGUUACCUCCAUUAUGACGCGGGGCGUGGCUAUGGUGUUAUACAUCUUAACGUCAACAGCUCCACAAUUUUAUUAGACGAGAACUGGGAACCCAAGUUAUCCGGUUUUAAAGUUUCGAUCAAACAAUCACUUAACCGAAUGGACCAGGUCGUCCUUUCUGAACCUAUUGGCACAAUAGGGUAUUUGGACCCAGAAAUUGGAAAGACCAAAGGUGUGACCUGCAAGUCGGAUAUCUACGCAUUCGGUGUUGUUUUAUUCGAAAUAUUGUGUGGGAGGAGAGCAUAUAUUAAGGCGGGGGAAAAUAAGUUUCUAGCUGGAUUGGCCAAGUAUCAUUAUGAGAACCAAACAUUGCAGGAUAUUAUCCAUCUUGAUCUAAGGAAUCAAAUAUUCCCGGGAUCACUUAGAAAAUACUCAAAAACGGCAUAUUCUUGCUUAAUGGAAGAUAGAGUACAACGCCCGAAUAUGCUCAAUGUUGUUGAUGAACUUGAGAAAGCACUUGAGAAAACAUUGAAGUUUCAGCCACGACAUGAAUAUUUUGGGAAGAAGUUAGAACACUUGAAGAUUCAACUCGUUGAUAUAAAGUUGGCCACACAUAAUUUUUCUGACACAUACAAAACUGAAUCUGAUGUUAACCGUACUUGGUAUACAACAGAACUCAGCCAUUUUGAUAAAGACAAAACUUCCUCCAUAGAAGGGAAAAGUAAAAAUGAACUACCCAACAGAUGUAACACUGUAGAAAUAAAACGCUUCCUUCCUAGAGAUGACAAGCAUGAAGAAGAAUUAUUUUUUACAGAGCUUGAAAUGCUUAGUAGCGUUAAGCAUCACAACAUAGUCACUCUUAUAGGAUUUUGUGUUGAAGGUUUCGAGAUGAUACUUGUCAUGGAGAAAUUUUCUAAUGGAUACCUGAUGAAUCAUUUGGGUAACAUCAAUAAAAUGCGUAUUUUGACUUGGAAAAUACGUUCGAAAAUCUGCAUUGAUGUUGCACAGGCGUUGAUGUACCUCCACUCUAAGAUGGAUGACAAAAAAAUGAUAAUACACAGUAAUAUACAUAGUGGGACAAUUGGGUUGGACGAGAACUGGGGGGCAAAGAUUGUAGACUUUGAUUAUGCGGUAUUCCUGCCUCUAAAUCAAAACGAUGAAGCUCUGUGUAAAAGAAUAGACAUUAUGCAGUCAAAGUAUCAUGUGGAUCCAGAAUAUGCAAAGACCAGUAAGCUAAAAAGAGAGUCGGAUGUGUAUAGCUUUGGAGUAGUUAUGUUUGAAAUUCUAUGCGGAAGAGUAGCUUGGGACCAAAUUUACCUUAAGCAGGGUGAGAAAGGGCUGGUUCAUGUUGCAAGACAAAACUUCUCCAAUGGGACAACAGAGGACAUCAUAGAUCCUAUACUAAAGGAAGAAACUGGUAAACAGAGUCAGGGUCCAAUUGGAAGAGCUAAUAAGGAUUCUUUGUACACAUUUUUAAAAGUUGCAAACCAGUGUGUGGCGGACAGUCAAGACCAACGUCCAACAAUGAAAGUUGUUCUUAAUGAACUUGAGCAAGCAUUGGUCUUUCAAGUAAGUCAGGAGGAGCAAGUACAGGAGCCAAAUAAGGACCAAGUUGUCGACGAACUUCAGAUAACAACUUUUCAAGUUCCUGAGGAGCAAGUACAACAAUUGGGUAAGGAUCAAGUUGACGACAAACUUGAGAAAGCAAGGCAUGAAAUUCUUGUUGGGAAGAACUUGGAACACUUGAAGAUUCCUCUCACUCAUAUUCAAUCAGCAACCCAUGAUUUCUCAAACGAAUACAGAAUUUCAUAUUUCUCAAAUGGCAAUGCUUUCUACAGGGCAGAACUCGAGCAUUAUGAUAAAGAGAAUCCAUCAUCCAAGAGACACAACACUGUACUUAUCAAACGCUACCCUUCUGGAAAUAAGUUGUAUGGAGAAAAAGAGUUUCUCACAGAAAUAGAAAUUCUUUCAGGUGGAGUUAAGCAUCCCAACAUAGUCAAUCUGCUUGGAUUUUGUCUUGAAGAUUCUGAGAUGAUCCUUAUCAUUGAAGAUUUUUCUAAUGGAUUCCUUGAUAAUUAUUUGGGAAACCUCAAAGACAAACAUGUUUUGACUUGGGAAAACCGUUUGAAAAUAUGCAUUGGUGUUGCACACGCAUUAAGGUACAUUCACAAUGAGAUGGAAGGCCAAAAGAUGAUAAUAAACCGUGAUAUAUGCAGUUACAACAUUGGGUUGGAUGAGAAAUGGGGCGCAAAGAUUAUUAACUUUUCGUGGUCCGUAUUCCUGUCUCCAGAUCAAGAAAUCAAAGAUCACAAUCUCAUCGGUGUUGGGAAAAGGUCCUACAGAGAUCCAGAAUAUGAGAAGACCAAUAAGUUAAAAAAUGAAUCAGAUGUUUAUGGUUUUGGAGUAGUCUUGUUUGAGAUUCUUUGUGGGAGGUUAGCCCAUGACCCAAUUUACCUUAAGGAGAGUGAGAGAGGGCUGGCCCCUGUAGCAAGACGAAGCUUUAGCACAAGAACACUAGAAGAGUUGAUAGAUCCUAUAAUAAAGGAAGAAGUUGGUGAAAACAAAUUUGUUCUAAAUAGAGGACCCAACAAGGAUUCUUUGCACACGUUUAUUACAAUUGCACACGAAUGUGUGGCGGAAACUCAAGACCAACGCCCAACAAUGAAAGACGUAGUCAAGGAACUUGAGAAAGCAUUAUUCUUUCAAUACAACAACAAGGAUAACCCCAAACUGUCACUUGAAGACAUAAAACGGGUGACACAAAACUUUCAUGAUGACAAUUUCAUCGGUGGGGGAGGAUUUGGUAAAGUUUAUAAAGGAAACCUUCAAGAUGGAGAAGGAAUUAAAACCAUUGUUGCAAAGCGAUUGGAUACGAGGUUUGGUCAAGGAGAACAACAAUUCUUUAGUGAGCUCCAAAUUCUUUUGGAUUAUAAACAUGAGAAUGUCAUUGGUCUUGUAGGAUACUGUGAUGAAAAUGACGAAAAAGUCCUUAUCUAUGAGUAUUUGUCCAAGGGAAGUCUUGAUAGGUAUUUGAAUGAUACUUCUCUUACAUGGGUUAAACGACUUAAUAUAUGCAUUGAUGUUGCAAGAGCGUUGGAUUUCCUACACGGAGGAGUAGGAAAACAAGCAAAGGUGAUACAUAGGGACAUCAAAACUGAAAACAUCCUGUUAAACAAUGAUUGGAAAGCAAAACUGGCUGAUUUUGGGCUUUCGCUAAUAUGUUCAAUAAAUCAGGAAACAGACUAUAUCAUCGAUCAUGCGUGUGGCACAAAAGGAUACGUGGACCCACUUUAUAGACAAUCGGGAUUCCUAACCAUAGAAUCCGAUAUUUACUCGUUUGGUGUUGUUUUAUUUGAGAUUUUGUGCGGGAGAUCAACAUUUGAAAUCCAAAAACAUGAGGGCCACUAUCUACCAGAUUUCAUUGAAAAAAGUUUUAAAGAAGGAAAGCAUGGUGAGGUGGUGUUCAAACAAAUGAGGGAAGAGAUCAUGCCCAAAUCAUUAAUUACAUUUCAAGAGAUUGCCUACAAAUGCCUACAUCUUGAUAGAGAAAAACGACCGACAACAAAAAAAGUUUUGAUGCAACUUAAGAAAGCAUUGGUAUUUCAAAACAUGGCAUCAACAAUGAACCAGUUUGCUCACUUACAAAUCCCACUUGAAGAUGUGGCGAAGGCCACCAACAACUUUCAUCAUGAUAACAUCAUCGAACUUGGUGGAGUUGGUAUCGCAUAUACAGGACGACUCUUGUGGUCUGGGAGGUUGAUGGAGAUCACUGCUCGGAGGUUUGAUUGUAAGCAUGGGGAAGGAGACCUCAAGUUCUUGACAGAAAUUUCAGUGCUUUCUGAUCUCAAGCAUAAAAAUCUAGUCUCUAUUAUUGGGUUUUGUGAUGAGAUAGAUGAGAAGAUCAUUGUUACCAUGUAUGAGGCCAAUGGAAGUCUAGGGCAGUAUUUAAACAGCCCGAACCUAACAUGGAAGCAAAGAUUGAGGAUAUGUGUAGGUGUGGCUCGUGCGUUGAGUUACUUACAUUAUGACAAGGGACAUGAUUAUGCUAUUCUACAUUGUAACAUCAAUAGCAACACUAUUUUGUUGGACGAUAAUUGGGAAACCAAGUUAUCCGGUUUUGAAUUUUCCAUCAAACAUCAGGUGUGCCUUUGUGAACACACUGGCACAUUGGGGUGUGGGGACCCAACAAUUGAAAAGACGGGAGGUGUGACCCACAAGUCGGACAUCUACUCAUUCGGUGUUGUUUUAUUCGAAAUAUUGUGCGAGAGGAAAGCGUUAAUUCAUAACGAGGUUGAUAGGUCUCUAGCUCAGAUGGCCAAGCAUCAUUAUGAAAAGGGAACAUUGCAUGAUAUAAUCCAUCCUCAUCUACUAAAUCAAAUAUUGUCUCCGCAAUCACUCCUCAUAUACUCAAAGGUAGCAUAUUCUUGCUUAAAUGAUGAUCCAGCACACCGCCCAGGUAUGCACCAUAUUGUGGCUAAACUUGAGAAAGCAUUGGAACUUCAGUUGCAUCAUGAAAAUAUUGAAAGGAAGUUUGAACACUUGAAGAUUCGUCUUUGUGAUAUUAAAUUAGCAACAAAUAAUUUCUCAGAGACAUACGUAAUUGCAUCUGUGGAUAAAGAAUGUACUUUGUACAGAGCAGAGCUCCACAGUUUUGAUAUAGAAAAUCCUUCAUCUGAAAAGGGGAAGAAUAAAGGAGAUCAUCCCAAGGGACAUAACAUUGUGGUUAUAAAACGGUACCCCUCUGGAAAUCAGUGUUUCGGAGAAGAAGAGCUUUUUACAGAAAUUGAGAUGCUUUCGAGUGUUGAGCAUCCGAACAUAGUCACUUUAAUUGGAUUCUGUAUUGAAGAUUCUGAGAUGAUCCUUAUCAUUGAGAAUGUUUCUAAUGGAUACCUUCAGAAUUAUUUGGGAAACAGCAAUAAUAUGUGUAUUUUGACAUGGGAGAAGCGUUUGAAAAUCUGCAUUGAUGUUGCAAACGCAUUGGAGCACCUUCACUCUGAGAUGGAAGACCAAAAGAUGAUAAUACACCAUGAUAUAUGUCACUUUAACAUUGGGUUGGACGAGAACUGGAGGGCAAAGAUUGAUGGGUUUUGGUGGUCUGUAAUUUUGCCUCCAAAUCAAGAAGAUGAAGCUGUCUAUAUCUGGUGGCGUGGCAGAUCGCACUACAUAGAUCCAGAGUAUUUAAAGACUAAUAAGUUAAAAAGAGAAUCAGAUGUAUAUAGUUUUGGAAUAGUUUUGCUUGAAAUUCUAUGUGGGAGGACUGCCUUUGACCCAAUUUACUUGAAAGAGAGUGACAAAGGGUUGGGCCCUGUGGCAAGACAAAGCUUCUGCACAGGAAUUCUAGAGGACAUGAUAGAUCCUAUACUAAAGGAAGAAACCAGUGAAUACAGUUUUGUCCUAAAGAGAGGACCCAACAAGGAGUCUUUACACACAUUCAUGAAAAUUGCAUAUCAAUGUGUGGCAGAAACUCAAGUUCAACGUCCGACAAUGAAAGUCGUUGUCAAGGAACUUGAGAAAGCGUUAUCAUUUCAAUUGAAUUCAGAGGUAAAAUCUGAUUAUGUGGAGGUGAAGAGUCAUGCUUCCGUAAUUGAGACACAAGUAGUUGAGCUUUCCAAUGAAUUGAACAGUAUGAACAUCACGGACAAAUCUGAAAAUUUUGAAAUUCAUAACAAGGAAAAUAUGUUACAUGACCAAACGGAUGACGCAGCUGAACCUGACUGUUGAAAGUCAGACUCUCAGGAAGCAGGCUGCUACACGUUCUUGGCCAAACAUGUCAGAAACAAGUGCACAGAUAUGAAAAGGAGGCUAAGUUGCAGGUUCUUUUGGUUGGUGUAUUAGGAAUUUGUUUGUGCAAUUAAAACUCUCAGACAACCCUGUUAAUAUUGGAUAGAAAGCUGGUAAAGAAAGCUUAUGGAGUUGAGGUCAGAUCUGAUGCUGUAACUGGACAAUUGUAUUAUAUUGAUCACAUUACUAGGAGUACCACCUAGAUCAAACGACUUCGUUGCUUUCCGUGUUCUGUUGGUUUCGAUCAGGCAGCUAACUGGAUUAGGAGCAGCUGUACAGUAAAUUGAGCAACUUAUAAUCAGCUAAAUUGUUAGAAGUCAAGUGAUUUGAGCAAUGAUUUUUGAAAGGUCCAAUAAAUUGAGCAAACAGCUGCUAUUAUGUUCAUUAAUUUUGUGAGUUUAGGCGUGAGCUGUUUGAUGAAAAGUCCAAGAAGUUGUCAACGGACAUGAGUGUAAUGGGAACUCUGAUUAAGGUGUUGUGCGGAAGAUAAGGAUGCAAGACCAACCAUGAGCCAUGUGCUGCUGCAUGUAGAAGAAGAAGAUGAUUAAUAAGCUACAGCAGCAUCCCUUUGUUCACAACUUCAUCAUUGUUUCUUCAUCACCUGCUAUACAAGAAAUUUCAGUUGUCACGCGUGAUACUGUUACAUUAUAAAUAUAAAUUUUAUUUGUUAAA
Messenger RNA from Helianthus annuus (common sunflower), 7055 nucleotides. RefSeq lists its product as uncharacterized. The coding region runs from base 219 to 6323 and encodes 2034 amino acids. The record is from RefSeq and is a predicted model, not a curated record. NCBI's taxonomy places the organism in Eukaryota, Viridiplantae, Streptophyta, Magnoliopsida, Asterales, Asteraceae. Gene Ontology annotation, cellular component: plasma membrane; plasmodesma. Gene Ontology annotation, biological process: protein autophosphorylation. The transcript has 13 exons. Gene Ontology annotation, molecular function: ATP binding; transmembrane receptor protein tyrosine kinase activity.